AUGUCAUCAAACACAUAUGAAGACUCCAACUUUGAUGAAUUCUUUUCGGAAGACAACUUUUACUCAUCGUGUAAUACGGGAAACAGCUCACAGCAUAUAAAAAAGGUACGAGAAUCCGUACUGAUUCCACACUCUUUGAGUACACGAAGUAUUAAGGAUGGUCUUAAUGGAACUAUCAAUACGAAAGGAACUGGAAAUGGAAAUGGAAAUGGAAAUGGAGCCAACUCAUUAAAGAAUGCAAGAGGAUUGUCAUCAUUAAAUAAUAGAACAUCAAUCAUUAAAUCUUCACCAUCAUUAAAAGCAUUGGAAAGCAUACUAAAUGAAAAAAGCAAAAGUCACCUGAGUCCAAAACCACUUGUUAAUGAGACCUUGGAAGAGGAAGACGAGGAAGAAGAGGAAUAUGGAAAACAAAACAAGAACAAGAACAAGAACAAGAACGAAAAUGGAAAUGGAAAUGGAAAUGGAAAUGAGAAGGAGGUGGGGCUGGUGAAGUACGAAAAAGUAGAGUUUCCACCAAAGAAAUCACAAGUGAGCAAGACUCAAGUAUCACCAACUCCUCCUCCACCACCACCACAGACAAAAACGGCUCAAACUGUUUUGGCUGCUCCUGUAAGCUUUAAAAACUUGAACAAGACCAACGAUACUUUAACCUCUUUACAAACAUUUGAGACAGCUACCGAAUCACUAGACUCUCUGAGCCCCAAAAAACAACUUCAUCAACAGCAUCUGCAUAACAACGAACAAAACUCAGUAAGAUCACAUCAUGCAACAAAGUCUAUGGUAUCAACAAUCAGUGGAAGUGGAUACAGCACAGAUGAUACACCCAUUCUUCAACAGCCACCAACACUUCAGACAUUUGUACCACACUCAUUUGACUCCCCCUUGUUGAAAGUUGUGGAAACUGGUAGUGCUCCUGCAUACGACACCUCUGCUUCAGCUGGUGCUACCGUUUCUCCUACUUCUCCACUACCACCACUACCACAACAACAACAACAACAACAACAACAACAACAACACUUACCCAAUAAAGACGAUCACACGUGGAUUGAUGACUCAACUAUUUCAUACAUGGACGAAUCACAAAAUACAAUCGGCAAGAAUCCUGAUGGGGAAAAACAAAAACCAAAUCAUGCUCGUACAAAUAACUCACAUAGCGAUGCGGUUACCGAAACAGGCGUGUCGCUGAAAAAUAAAAAUGAUAAAAAUGGCGCACAAAAGAAAUUUACGAACCCAACUAAUAAUCCCACCAUCACUACCAAUUCUAACACCGACACCACAGUUGGUUUGACAAAUAUUAAUUCUCUUUCACCCCCAAACAAACUGCUGGAUGGUGCAGAUAACUCCUUACCAACACAAUUAUCUAAUACAAACACCGCCACCAAUCAUUUUAGUACCUCGUUGGCCACACCUAACUCAGCCUCUUCCACCACAAACACCUCCUUCAAAACUAAGCCUCGAGGCACCUUCACACUGUUGUUGCGAGCAGAGACCCCUGCGCCCAGAACAACUACAUCGGCAGACUCUGAAAAAACAACAUUGGGAAAUUCUCCCUCACAGACAUUUACACUGCACUUGAGAGACAAACCAUUACCAGCAGUUGUUCACCAUUCUUCAAAGUCAAGGCGUGAUAGUUAUCAAUCAGAAGAGUUUGAUCCUGAAGUGGACUAUACAAGAAAAUUUUCUACGACGCUGGAAGCAAAAACUAACACAUCUCCCUCACAACCAAAGACAAGUAUGACUGGCUCUUCAACCACUGUGGGAAAAUAUAAUGAAUACAAUGGCAACACUUUAACUUCUAAUGCCAAAAGUCAGCAAAAUCCAACCAUCACCAAUGCUUCUCCGCGAAUGCCCAACAAUAGGUCAAACUCUACAUUUUCGCUCAAUUUAACAAAAAAAUCCAAAGGGAAUGGCUCAGUACUGGAUACCCGUUCAGCUCCACCUUUAUUAAAGAAGAGAAGUGCAACGAUGGAUGAUCUAAGUAAAGUUUCUAUGCAAAAUGGUGCAAAACAACCAGAGGAGAAAAAGAAGUUUAGUUUUAAAUCUCUCUUUAAAUCAAAGUCCAAAAACCAUUCUUUAAGUAAAGAAACUGGAAAUAGCUCUUCUGCAAAGCAAAAGACAUUUGCAUCCAAAUCAGUUUCUUCUACAAGUAUUCCUGUUGAAUCAAAUGGGGGCGAAGAGAACUAUAAAUGGGGUAAUUCACAGUUUGUGCCGGCUACUGGUACUAAUGCUGCAAAUGGUGGAAAUUCUGCAAUUUCAACAAAUACUGCAAAUAAUGUUGAUGCGAGUGUUGAUGGUGAUGGUGAUGGUGAUGGUAAUGAUGAACAUCUUCCACCACUUGUCAAGACUAAAUCAAAUACAUCAAUUAUGAAUGUUUUCCGCAAGAACAAAUCUUUUGACCAAUUGGAUAAAAUGAGCAACAAAGCAUUGAGAAAUAGUAAUGACAUCAAUCUGAAUGAGUCAAAGAGUAAACUUCAACACAGCAAUAAUAAGAACAGUAUCGUCUCAAAGAAUGCAAAGAUCGAUGCAAACGCAAAACAAAAUAGUGCAGCGUCACCGAUUGCAAAGCCAGGAUCCAUAAACUACAUUCGUGAAGUGAGCGAGAACAGUAUAACCCCAAUUCCUAAGAUAUCUCUUGACGGUCGGAUAUCCACAUCAAGUCUGGACGAUUUUGCUGAUGCUGAUGCAAUGUCGUUUGAAAAAAGCAAUGAUGAAGAAAACUUUGACAUUUAUGAUUCUAAAAACUUGACUCAUGACCCACCAAAAAAAAGAGCAAUGGGAACCUCAUAUGGAGAAGAAAUACUGUUGGUGCAACCAUUGAUUGACUCCACCCAAUUUGGCUCUCCAUUCAAAGUCAAUUAUCAUUCUAACUCGCCAGAGCACAGGAAGCAAAAAACUGGGGUAUUGACAAGCAAUAGUGGUGGUAAUAACAGUAAUACUCUCAAUAAUGACAAUAACAGCAUUAGUGGCAAAAACAACAAUAAUGACCGAGAUCGAAUGGUUCGAGUUUCUAGGCCACCAAGAACUCGUCCAUUGUCUUCAACUCCCUCGCCCAAUCCUAAUAGAUACCCUAGUCUCAAAGAUCACGGUAGUCAGAACAGCAAGGUACAACUGCUUGUUGGUGAAACGUUAUUUCCUAGAUCACUCAGUGCUCAUGAAGUGGAGAGUAUUGUUUCUUUGGAAAGAUCGAGAUCAAUUCGUUCUGUGAAAUCAAACAAGAGAAGUUCGUUUGUCAAUUAUGAUGGAAGUGACGAUAAUAUUAUACAGUACAAUGGUCCAGUAUCGUCGCCACAGAAUACUAGUAUUGGUAGAACCAACUCGAUUUUGAGAAACUCCAUAAGUAUGAGCAAUGUGAAUAACGAUGAAACGGAGGAUAGUUUGAUUGAUGCGAAUAUAUUGCAACUGAGUCCUUUUCCAAACUAUUUGGAAGCAAGAGGAGAAUCAGAAGGAAAAUCAGAAGGAAAGUUGGAAAAGGAAGAACUCAAGGGAAAUACCGGGGACGAUAAAGUGCUUGAUCUGCUUGAUUAUGAUCAGUUUAUGGAAUUUAGUGAAUUUCUUGACGUUGAGAAUUUGAAUUUUAACUACUCGCCAUCUCAAAUUAGGUCUGUUACAUCUAGUCCCAAGGCGGCGAUUGAUUUGAAGCAUUCGUCUAGGAAAAUAAGCGAGUUACUACAAGAUGCUGACGCUGAUGUUGAUGUCGAUGUUGAUGUUAAAGCCGUUGGAAGGGAUGAUAUGCUUGCAUCAUCAAAUGCAACCAAACCAAAUGCAAAACUGGUUUUGGCACUAACCCCAGAACCACAAGAGGUGGUAGAAAACCUGGUAGGUACACCUUCAAUUGUGGUUACUGAAACUUUUGAACCUUUGCAUAUCAACCCCCUUACUCUGACAACAUCUGAGCGUGAAAUGACUCAGCCUUUCCCUACUCUGGUUGCAUUUGACUCAAGAACUCCGUCUCCAUCGCCAUUAUCCAUGGAACGUAAUGAGUCGCCGAAAACAAGCGUAGAAGUGGUUGAUGAAGGUACUAGCGAUGUUGAAGAGACCAGUCAACAGAGAAAGGGAUUGAAAGCCACGGAAACCGCCGACGACUAUUACAUCAACAAAGAUGAAUUAAGUAACGAAUCACCUCAAAUUGAAAUUCAGAAUAGUCCAACUGAAGAGGAAAUAGCCAAAUCCAAGACAUCGCCUAUCUUUAAUACUGCUUUACAGACGAACGAUGCUAGAAAGUUUAAUAAUCGACCAAUAUCAAUGUCGUUUAAAGGUUUCACUCCACCAACAUUUUCAGGUAAAAUAGCACAACACGAUUUACGGAGUAGUGACUCGCAUCAGUCAUUCAAUGUUUCAUUUACUGACGAUGAUGCAUCUGUCGGAGCAGGUUUUGGAACCACUAGUGAAGAUGAAAAUGAUGAAGAUGAAAUUGAUAAUUUUGAGUUUGGAGAUGAAAACAAUUUUUUGAAGGAUUAUGAAAAGGAAAAUACUGCUCUGUACAAAAGACCUUUGCCAAGCCAAGGCUCAAGUCAAGAGAGCCACAUUCCACAGCUGCAACCACUACAACAACUGCAACAACUGCAACAAUUGCAACAACUGCAAUACCAAGAGCCUUUGUUGCGAACUCCUCCAUCGAAAAAUCCCUCAAAAUUUGAUAACGAACAUAUUACAUCAAACAACCUUUCUAUGAUACAACCCCAGCCACCAUUUGGCCAAAAGUUCCUGCACAAUAAAAUACCGUCCAUAUCCGAUCAAUCAUCUACAAACUCGUCUCCGAGAUCAAUCACGUCAUUUAUAGGAAAGUGGAAAAAAGGGUAUCAAAGCCAAGGACAAUUUCCAAGACCAGCACCACCGCCUCCAACAGUACGGCCAUCAUCAAAAGAGACGGGUGUGCGGUUUAGCUCGAGGAUUAUCUUAUAUGAUACAUACAAUGGAGAUGAGUAUGAUCGUCACCCGGAUACAGCUACAUGUAACCAGUUAACCCCAUUGUUGGCACAACAGAUCAAAGAGGAAAUGAAUUUGAUCAAGCUGGAGAUGGAUGUGCAUGUCGAUAGUAGAUGCUAUACACAGUUUUUUUGA
Molecule: messenger RNA, 5061 nt
Organism: Lodderomyces elongisporus
Lineage: Eukaryota; Fungi; Ascomycota; Pichiomycetes; Serinales; Debaryomycetaceae
Gene: BNI4
Product: Bni4p
Exons: 1
Coding region: 1-5061 (1686 amino acids)
Source: RefSeq, a predicted model, not a curated record